This is a messenger RNA of Ornithodoros turicata, 884 nucleotides long. Its product is annotated as ras-related protein Rab-18-like. Lineage: Eukaryota; Metazoa; Arthropoda; Arachnida; Ixodida; Argasidae. Gene Ontology annotation, biological process: vesicle-mediated transport. The coding region runs from base 75 to 686 and encodes 203 amino acids. The transcript has 7 exons. The record is from RefSeq and is a predicted model, not a curated record. Gene Ontology annotation, molecular function: GTP binding; GTPase activity.
AAUGAUGAUGAUGGAUUAUAGAUAUGGUCAGAUGAUCUGAAGUUCGUGGUGCGGGGAAAAUUCUGCGAUAGUAAAUGGACGACGAAGGCGUGUUAACGACUUUAAAGAUUCUUAUUAUUGGUGAGAGUAACGUCGGAAAGUCAAGUUUGUUGCUACGGUUCACUGAUGACGUUUUUGAUCCAGGACUGGCAGCUACUAUAGGAGUGGAUUUCAAGGUUAAGACUGUUAGCAUUGAUGGCAACAGGGCAAAGUUAGCCAUAUGGGACACCGCUGGAUCAGAACGGUUUCGCACACUGACACCAAGUUAUUAUCGUGGUGCACAAGGCGCAAUACUUGUAUAUGAUGUUACCAAUCAGUCAUCGUUCCAAAAGCUCAACCACUGGCUUACAGAGCUUGAAACGUACUGCACACGUCCAAAUGUCGUGAAGAUGCUGGUCGGCAACAAAAUAGACAAGCAGGAAAACCGUGUGGUGACCAAAGAAGAUGGCAUGAGCUAUGCCCGCAAGCAUUCCAUGCUCUUCAUCGAAGCUAGUGCAAAGACUAAAGAUGGAGUGCAGUGUGCCUUUGAAGAGCUCGUAGAAAAAAUCAUCCAAACUCCAGGACUCUGGGAAAACCGAAGACAGGACAACAUCAGGAUUGGCCAAGGGGACGGGGAAACAAAGCACGCAGGCUGGUGCCGCUGUUGACACUCUGUAUAAGCCUCCCGAGAAGAUAUACUGUAUAUAGACACACUUGCGCUUUGCCUACACAUUAUUUUAUGAUGUUCAUUGCACAGAAAGGGCAUUUUUUUACACUCCUGUAGAAGCAAUUCAACGUCCAGUAAGCCUACCUCUGUAAUUUAAGAUUUUGAAGUUUCCUAUAUAAAAUUUAGGUUUCACACUCGA